Molecule: messenger RNA, 3393 nt
Organism: Danio rerio (zebrafish)
Lineage: Eukaryota; Metazoa; Chordata; Actinopteri; Cypriniformes; Danionidae
Source: RefSeq, a predicted model, not a curated record
GUUUGUUAUCUAGUGGCAUAACUUCUGUCACCAAAGGGAUACAGCUGCGGAUACUCACUUCAAUAUAGCACAAUUUUCGUGACACUGUACAUCAAUAAUUAGUAUUUUUUCAUUACUGUGAGGGUAUGUUUAGGGCUCGGGCGGGCAAAUGCGUUAAUAAAAUACAAUUGUAUGGGUAUUUUAAUAAAUAAUAUGAAUAAUACUAAGUGUAAUUACUGCUUUUACAUAACUGUGAUGUUGGGAUCAGGGUUGGGUCGGGAAAGACGUUAAUAAAAUACAACCAACGGGUAAUUAAAUAAAUAAUAAAAAUAUUUCUGGUUAACUUCCGGCCGCAGUUGUAUCCCUUCUAGCAACAACCCGCCUCGGCCUGUACCAAUGCCCGGAUUCGCGGGGAUGAUGAGUGCAAUCGUGCGCGCGAAGUCGUGUCAAAACGAUUUUGACGCAACAAACAUAAUAUUUUACUUUACUAAAGAAAUAACUGAGGGUCAAAUUCACGUUUUCUGGUAGACACAAAUUGAUUAAACGACGUAUAUCGACCAGCCAGUGUGAGGAGUGAUUUGCCAAUAUGUGGAGGAAUGAAAAUCAGAAACCAAACACAGGCUGUCUCUCCGUGCCUCUGUUUAAUCAAAGGAAGAGAAGCAGGCUGCCUUUCACGUCUAAUCCCUCUGAGAUUUUUGGUCAGAGUAGUCAGUGGAACCAGCAAGCCAAUCUUUCCUCACAGCAAGCCGGUGGGAAAUAUGCUUCUUCACCUGGUAUGGCAGGAAGAGGAUAUACACCUUUACCCCAUCCCAGAAAACCAGCCUAUGCCUGGCCACAGAUAGGGCAACAAAGGCCUCCAGUAAGACAGGAUUCAAUGGCAAAUCAGAUUCAUGGUGCCUUUCCAAGCAGUAAUUCAGCCUCAUAUGGCCAGCCCAGUUGGUCCAGCGGCAUCCAGAAUCAACAGUCAUUUAACAGGCCGCCAAAUAGCUUCAGAAUGCCAUACCGUCCACAGCCGUGUUCAUCAGUAGCAGGAAAUUCCCAGGGCCCUCUGAAUCACAGCGGCACGUGGAACUUCAGACCUAUUGGACAAUCAACCAGUGGAAUGUGGCCAAAAGAAAAAAUGGACACUUCAGUUGUUCAAACCACUCCAAAACAGCAGAAGCCCAGUCGUGAGACUUCAAUGCGUGUUAUUACUGCUGUAAUUGAAGGCAUGAAGCACUGGAGCCAGUACAAGAAUCGGGUACCUAUGCUAUUCGAGAUCUUUGCCACUCUGGACUCUGCAGUUACAAUUGGAGAACACGGCGCAAAGAAAUUCCUCAUGAGGGACGAUAAACAUGUGGUCCAGUGUCUUUACUAUGAAAACGACCAGACACUGCCCAGACUGAUCAGAGGUCAGGUGCAUCGCUGCGUUGGAAACUAUGACAAGGAUAAAGACAUAAUGAAGUGUGUGUCUGUGCGAGCUGCGUCACUGUCAGAGCAAAAAAACGCCCAGGAGGCUGUGAGAGCGUCAGACGCAGAGUUGAGGAAUGUGCUGCUGACUCUCAGUGAAAUCUGACGUGCAUCCAGUAAGUAACAGUAGAAACAUGAAAUUAGCAGACUUUUAUGGAAGUAAGGCUUGGUUUUGUUUUAGUUGUGAAUUAGUUUAGAGAUGAACCAACAAUGACUGAAUGCCAGUUACAGUUUAGAUGCAUUCACAAUAUAUAGAUGCAAAUAAAAUGUCAUUUAGAUUCAUUAAAUAUAUUUUAGUCGGUGUGAAUAUGCAGAGGUUGCACUUGAGUUGUAUUGUGUUCUUAUAAUAUAUUGAUAUAUUUUAUAUUCAUAUAUAUGUAAAUUUUAUUUGUGUGCGCCGGGCAAAGAUUAAUUGCAAUUAAUAACAUCCAAAAUAAAAGUUUGUUUUGACAUAAUAUGUGUGUGUUAUAUAUAUUUAUUAUGUAUAUGACACACUUAGAAACAAAACUAUACAAACUAAUUUUGCUACAUAAUUCAUUUGUACGUAAAUUUUAAACUGAUAUAUAAUUUGUAAAACAAAUGUAUAGCUAAAUAUAAAUAAACAUUUUGCCAAAUGUAUGCAUGCAUGAGUGUAUUUAUACAUAAAUAUAAACAACAUAUACACACACACAUAUAUUAUGUCAAAACAAACUUUUAUUUUGGAUAUGAUGCCCAGCACUCAUUUUAUUUGAUAAAAAAAUGUCAUUUUUCAGUACUAAUUUAUAUGCAUGUAUAUCAUUAAUAAGUGCAUUAAAAUAAAUUUGUUCAAUUUCCAACUUGAAAAAAAAAACUUUAUUGGUUUCUCAAUUCAAAAGAUGUCAAUAUUUUUUAUGUUUAUGAAAUUAUUUAUUACAAAGAAGAAACACAUAACAGCAAUUCAUUAAGGAUUUCAAAGGUUAAACAAACACAAUGAUGAGGUAACAUCUCAAAAUAUAUCUUUCAAAACCGUCAGGAUGCCAUGUUACAGUAUUAUUUACAACCAAAACAUCACAGUGGGAAACCCACGGCACUAAUCUACAAGAUCUAAGAUCUACCAGUGGUCAGACUUCACAAACAUGAUCAUAAACUCAACUCAAGAAUGUAAGUUGCCUUCGCAUCAAGGCAAUCAGAGAACGUCAUUUAAAGGGCCUGCCAUGAUUGACAUCUGAUGCCAGUUUCUAAGUUGUGCUCUGUCCUUUGAGCCACAGCUUACCCCGAACAAUUAAAUGUACACACAUCAUAGGGUUUUGUGUUUUCUUUUCUUCAUUUUUUUGCUGUAUGCUCAUCGAUAUGAUUAUAGAAGUUGAAGGUAAAUAUACUGAGGGCAGUUCAGUGCCAAUAUUUUUAGCAGGUCUGAAUACAUAACACACAAAUGAAUCAACACAACAGCAAAAGUGAGCCAAGUGCAAUAUGGAAUGAUCCAAGUAGAAGCUUUAGCUUCACCGUAUUGCAGUGCCAAGAUUAAAUGCAUUAGCACAUUAGCUUGAUUUGAUCGUUACAGCGAAAUCUCCCGAAGUAAUUUAUAAAUCUGUCAUCACAAAUCAGAAAUAAAUUAGUUGUUCACUGACUUACUAAUUUAGUUUUUAUUGUUUCGUUCAUUUUUGCUACCCCUUCAAAAACUAAAACUCCAUUUUUAAGACUUCCUGCGAAAAGGAAUCACCAUGAAAGAUGAAGACAUACUGAAAUUAUAGCACAACAAGAAAGCAUUUACAAAAUAUUUCACAAGUAGAUUACCUGAUGAAAGGUACUUAAGUCUUAGCAAUGGUCAGAAGGCACAAGUCGGUUAGAAGUUGUUAUUUUCCAAAUCAUCCCAGCAGUGACAACGCUAACAUGACGUCAGAUUGAUGUUGUCCUCCAACGUCAUGGGAUGUUGCAUUUUGUUUGGACAUGAAAAUUAAGUUGACGUCAGAACCUAAUGUCAGGUUGACAUCAAUGUUCAACCUAAAA